AUGUUCUACUUGAACCCAAAUUGGACUGAUUUCGACAAAUACACUCAUUUGCAGAUCAAUUUGGUUCUCACGAGAGACUCGACUGAAUCUCUCGUUUCAACUGUAACACCCUUUCGGUGCCUAGCUGCCAUGUCACCAGAAGGAAGUAUGAGGGCUGAGAUACUCCCAGGUUGCCCAAGUCGAGAGGCGGAGGUCGGGUUCGAACCACGGGCCUUCCAGUUGUUUAAAACUCCCCGACAGCCCAAGACCGGUUUCACCCUUCUUGGGGCUCAGCAGGUUCAGUCAUUUUUCCGUGGAUGGUUAUGUCGACGCCGAUGGAAGCAGAUUGUGGAAGAGUAUAUCCGAUCGGAGCAUGCAGAAUCUAUGCGGAGGCGAAACAGUAUCGUAUUCGGUCUCGUUGAAUGCGAAGAUGAAUACGUCCAACAGUUGUCUAUCUUGGUUACGUGUUACUUACGUCCAUUCCGAAUGGCCGCCAGUUCCAAAAAGCCAAUCAUACUGCACGAGGACGUCAACUCCAUAUUUCUAAAUGUUGAAACUGUUCUAUUCCUGCACCAAUUCUUCGUGCAGGGCCUUCGGAACAAAAUGGAAAACUGGCCAACUUUGCAACUCGCUCACUCCAGAAGUUUCCGUCAAACCCAUUUCCUAUCUCAACCCAAAUUGCACGAACUUAGCGAAAUACACUCAUUUGCAAAUGAAUUUGUUUCUUCGGGCAACUCAACUGGAACCCAGCUGAGUCCAUAUUUACGAUGUGACCUUUUCGACUUAUUCCUACCGAUGGUUGGCAUUUAUCAGGAGUAUGUGCGAAAUCACCACUAUUCGUUGCAAGUUCUGGCCGAGUACAAGCAACGUCAGGAAUUUACCCAAAUGCUGAAGCGCUUGGAAGAGAAACCAAUGUGUGAAGGACGCUCCAUCGAAUCCUUCCUCACCUAUCCUAUGCACCAGAUUCCCCGCUAUAUCAUUACACUACACGAGCUGUUGGCACAUACUCCUCAUGAUCAUGUGGACCGAAAAAAGCUGGAAUACGCAAUGUCCAAACUGGAACAAAUAUCUCACACGUCUAUCAAUUUGGUUUUCACGGGAGACUUAACUAAAUCCCUCGUUUAUGGUGUUCUUCAACUUAAUGUGCUGCACAAAGACCGCCUCAUCUUUGAGUUGGUACGAAAUACGAGAUAUUGUAGUAUAUUUUCAUUAAAGGAACUACUCACGAGUUUGCUGAGAACUCUUCGACAGUCCACGAUCGGUUUCACCCUUCUUCUGUUUCAUCAGAUGGGCGCGGUCUCUCAGUUUGAACCCAAGUUGGACUGA
Opisthorchis viverrini is the source of this 1305-nucleotide messenger RNA. RefSeq lists its product as hypothetical. Gene Ontology annotation, molecular function: guanyl-nucleotide exchange factor activity; protein binding. The coding region runs from base 1 to 1305 and encodes 434 amino acids. The transcript is spliced from 9 exons. The record is from RefSeq and is a predicted model, not a curated record. Lineage: Eukaryota; Metazoa; Platyhelminthes; Trematoda; Opisthorchiida; Opisthorchiidae.